Messenger RNA from Portunus trituberculatus (swimming crab), 674 nucleotides. RefSeq lists its product as uncharacterized. NCBI's taxonomy places the organism in Eukaryota, Metazoa, Arthropoda, Malacostraca, Decapoda, Portunidae. Gene Ontology annotation, cellular component: EKC/KEOPS complex. The transcript is spliced from 5 exons. The record is from RefSeq and is a predicted model, not a curated record. The coding region runs from base 174 to 500 and encodes 108 amino acids.
UAUACUUUAAGCUCGUAGUUAUUAUUGUUUAUUUGGGAUUUCGGAGCAAGAGUCGUGCAUCUGUGUGUCACCUCAUGGUCCCAGGUGCCUGCCCGCUGUAGCUUAACACCAUUUACAGCUGAAUAAGUUUACAAGAUUUAGUUUGUAAAGGUACAACAUUUUGAUACAUACUCAUGGAAGACAAUGAUGUAUCAGAUACUAUGGAUGUUGUGGUGACUAAAACUAAUCAAUCACCAGCAGUGGUUAAGAUUGACGUACCAUACAGUUCUCAAAGAGAAGCUGAAGUGGUACGCAAUAGCCUGCAAGUGGACAAAGAACCAAAGAGGAGUGAAUCUUCAAAAGUUUUCUCCAUCAAAGAAAAUGUCUUAUCUGUAGAGAUCAGAUCACCAGAUGUUCGACAGCUAAGAACAGCAGUGUCUUCCUUUAUGGACCUUUUACACCUUGCAACGAAAACUGUGAAUCAGUUUGGUCCACCAGUGCAGCAGAGUAAAAAAAAGUAACAGACUGCACCUAUUAAGAUGUAAUAUGUGUACCACAGUUACAACAGUUCAUUUUAAAGAUAGUGCUGUUAGCAGAUAGAUAUUGUUGCCAGUCUUAAAUAUUGCCAGUCUUCAAGGCUCAUCACAACAUGAUUUUUGCACAUUGCUGAUGUUUUAGAAUAAAAAAUUUCUAUA